This is a messenger RNA of Acanthosepion pharaonis, 4143 nucleotides long. The record is from the annotation of a GenBank genome assembly. NCBI's taxonomy places the organism in Eukaryota, Metazoa, Mollusca, Cephalopoda, Sepiida, Sepiidae.
AUGGAUUCCUUCUUUCUUCGCUACGUGUUGUCGUCAUGGAACCAGUCGGAAUUUCAUUUUCCACUUGGAGAUGGCAAAUUCGACAUGCUGAAAUUGUUUCUUUUUCUUUUCCUUUCUCUCGUCGCGCUAUUCAUUUAUCUAGACUUUAUUCUGUUCUUCCAUUAUCUAACACACCCACCCGUCUCUUUCUUUUCAUUGUUGCUUUUUUUCACUUUGUCUUUCUUUUUUCUUUCUUUUUUUCACUUUGUGCCUCUUUUCUUUCUUACUAUUCACUUAGUCUGUUUCUUUUUUUUCACUUUGUGCCUCUCUGUUUCUUUUUUUUCACUUUUUGCCUCGUUCUUUCUUACUAUUUACUUAGUCUGUUUCUUUUUUUUUCCACUUUUUGCCUCUUUCUUUCUUACUAUUUACUUAGUCUGUUUCUUUUUUUUUCACUUUUUGCCUCUUUUCUUUCUUACUAUUUACUUAGUCUGUUUCUUUUAUUUUCACUUUUUGCCUCUUUUCUUUCUUACUAUUUACUUAGUCUGUUUCUUUUUUUUUCACUUUUUGCCUCUUUUCUUUCUUACUAUUUACUUAGUCUGUUUCUUUUUUUCACUUUUUGCCUCGUUCUUUCUUACUAUUUACUUAGUCAGUUUCUUUUUUUUUUCACUUUUUGCCUCUUUUCUUUCUUACUAUUUACUUAGUCUGUUUCUUUUUCUUCACUUUUUGCCUCUUUUCUUUCUUACUAUUUACUUAGUCUGUUUCUUUUUUUUCACUUUUUGUUUCUUUUUUUCUUUUGCCUCUUUCUUUCUUAUUUACUUAGUCUGUUUCUUUUUUUUCACUUUUGCCUCUUUCUUUCUUACUAUUUUUAGUCUGUUUCUUUUUUCACUUUUUGCCUCUUUCUUUCUUACUAUUUACUUAGUCUGUUUCUUUUUUUCACUUUUUGCCUCUUUCUUUCUUACUAUUUACUUAGUCUGUUUCCUUUUUUUCCCUUUUUGCCUCUUUCUUUCUUACUAUUUACUUAGUCUGUUUCUUUUUUUCCCUUUUUGCCUCUUUCUUUCUUACUAUUUACUUAGUCUGUUUCUUUUUCUUCACUAUAAAACAGUUUCUUCUUUUCAGUAUUUCCUUCUUUUCACUUUGUGUCUCUUUUGUUCUAACUUUUUGUUUUAUAUCUAUUUUUCUUUUUUCUCUUUUAUUUGUGUCGCUUUCUCCUUUCCACUUCCUGUAUCUUUCUUGUCUUUCUUUUUACUUUGUCCCUCUUUCUUUUUCCCGUCUCUUUCUUUUUACUAUGUCUCUCUUUCUUUUUCCCGUCUCUUUCUUUUUACUUUGUCUCUCUUUCUUUUUCCUGUCUUUUUCUUUUUCCUGUCUUUUUCUUUUUACUAUGUCUCUCUUUCUUUUUCCUGUCUCUUUCUUUUUAUUUUGUCUCUCUUUCUUUUUCUUGUCUCUUUCUUUUUACUUUGUCUCUCUUUCUUUUUCUUGUCUCUUUCUUUUUAUUUUGUCUCUCUUUCUUUUUCUUGUCUCUUUCUUUUUACUUUGUCUCUCUUUCUUUUUCUUGUCUCUUUCUUUUUACUUUGUCUCUCUUUCUUUUCCUGUCUCUUUCUUUUUCCUGUCUCCUUCUUUUUUCUUUGUCUCUCUUUCUUUUUCUUGUCUCUAUCUUUUUACUUUGUCUCUCUUUCUUUUUCUUGUCUCUUUCUUUUUCCUGUCUCUUUCUUUUUACUUUGUCCCUCUUUCUUUUUCCUUUGUCUCUCUUUCUUUUUCCUGUCUCUUUCUUUUUACUUUGUCUCUCUUUCUUUUUACUUUGUCUCUCUUUCUUUUUCCUGUCUCUUUCUUUUUACUUUGUCUCUCUUUCUUUUUACUUUGUCUCUCUUUCUUUUUCCUGUCUCUUUCUUUUUACUUUGUCUCUCUUUCUUUUUCUUGUCUCUUUCUUUUUACUUUGUCUCUCUUUCUUUUUCUUGUCUCUUUCUUUUUACUUUGUCUCUCUUUCUUUUCCUGUCUCUUUCUUUUUCCUGUCUCCUUCUUUUUUCUUUGUCUCUCUUUCUUUUUCUUGUCUCUAUCUUUUUACUUUGUCUCUCUUUCUUUUUCUUGUCUCUUUCUUUUUCCUGUCUCUUUUUUUUACUUUGUCCCUCUUUCUUUUUUCUUUGUCUCUCUUUCUUUUUUCCUGUCUCUUUCUUUUUACUUUGUCUCUCUUUCUUUUACUUUGUCUCUCUUUCUUUUUCCUGUCUCUUUCUUUUUACUUUGUCUCUCUUUCUUUUUACUUUGUCUCUCUUUCUUUUUCCUGUCUCUUUCUUUUUACUUUGUCUCUCUUUCUUUUUCCUGUCUCUUUCUUUUUCCUGUCUCUUUCUUUUUACUUUGUCUCUCUUUCUUUUUCUUGUCUCUUUCUUUUUGCUUUGUCUCUCUUUCUUUUCCUGUCUCUUUCUUUUUCCUGUCUCCUUCUUUUUACUUUGUCUCUCUUUCUUUUCCCUGUCUCUUUCUUUUUCCCGUCUCUUUCUUUUUACUUUGUCUCUCUUUCUUUUCCCUGUCUCUUUCUUUUUCCUUUGUCUCUUUCUUUUUACUUUGUCUCUCUUUCUUUUUACUUUGUCUCUCUUUCUUUUUCCUGUCUCUUUCUUUUUCCUGUCUCUUUCUUUUUCCUGUCUUUUUCUUUUUCCUGUCUUUUUCUUUUUACUAUGUCUCUCUUUCUUUUUACUUUGUCUCUUUCUUUUUACUUUGUCUCUUUCUUUUUACUUUGUCUCUCUUUCUUUUUCCUGUCUCUUUCUUUUUCCCGUCUCUUUCUUUUUCCUGUCUCUUUCUUUUUCCCGUCUCUUUCUUUUUCCUGUCUUUUUCUUUUUCCUGUCUCUUUCUUUUUACUUUGUCUCUCUUUCUUUUUAUUUGUCUCUCUUUCUUUUUCUUGUCUCUUUCUUUUUACUUUGUCUCUCUUUCUUUUUCCCGUCUCUUUCUUUUUCCUGUCUCCUUCUUUUUACUUUGCCUCUCUUUCUUUUUCCUGUCUUUUUCUUUUUCUUGUGUCUUUCUUUUUACUUUGUCUCUCUUUCUUUUUCCUGUCUCUUUCUUUUCCCUGUCUCUUUCUUUUUACUUUGUCUCUCUUUCUUUUUCCCGUCUCUUUCUUUUUACUUUGUCUCUCUUUCUUUUUACUUUGUCUCUCUUUCUUUUUCCUGUCUCUUUCUUUUUCCUGUCUCUUUUUUUUUACUUUGUCCCUCUUUCUUUUUCCUUUGUCUCUCUUUCUUUUUCCUGUCUUUUUCUUUUUACUUUGUCUCUCUUUCUUUUUACUUUGUCUCUCUUUCUUUUUCCUGUCUCUUUCUUUUUACUUUGUCUCUCUUUCUUUUUCUUGUCUCUAUCUUUUUCCUGUCUCUUUCUUUUUACUUUGUCUCUCUUUCUUUUUCCUGUCUCUUUCUUUUUACUUUGUCUCUCUUUCUUUUUCCUGUCUCUUUCUUUUUACUUUGUCUCUCUUUCUUUUUCCUGUCUCUUUCUUUUUACUUUGUCUCUCUUUCUUUUUCCUGUCUCUUUCUUUUUCCUGUCUCUUUCUUUUUACUUUGUCUCUCUUUCUUUUUCUUGCCUCUUUCUUUUUCCUGUCUCUUUCUUUUUACUUUGUCCCUCUUUCUUUUUCCUGUCUCUUUCUUUUUCCUGUCUCCUUCUUUUUACUUUGUCUCUCUUUCUUUCUUAUUUUUCAUGUUAUGUUUCUUUCUUUUCACUAUCUAUCGGUUUCAUUCUUUUUACUGUCUCUUUACUUGUACUUUCCAUCUCAUGCUUCUUUCUUUCCUUCAUUUUUUCUUUUUAAUUUGUGCCUCUUUCUUUCCUAUCUCUUUUUAUCUUUCUUGUUACUUUGUGUCUCUUAUUUUAUUUUGUGUUUCUUUUGUUUUUACUUUUCAUUUUGCGCCUCUCUCUUUUCCAUAUUUCUUUUUUCAUUUAUCUCUCUCUCUCUCUCUCUCUCUCUCUCUCUCUCUCUCUUUCUUUCUUUCUUUUGACCUUAUGUCACUUUCGUUCUUUUUUUGCACUUUGUGUCCCUUUUCACUUUGUACGUCUUCUUUGUUUUUUCUUUCUUUCGUUAUAUUUCCUAGUUUUUCUCCAUCUUAUUACCCUAGGUCGAUACAUUUUUCUGCUGCUAGAACAAACGGUUGCAUUAAUCAUUACAUCAUCAUUAUUAUUUUACUAGUCUACCCGUGCCGUCAAAAAUGA